This is a messenger RNA of Bradysia coprophila, 408 nucleotides long. Its product is annotated as osteoclast-stimulating factor 1-like. NCBI's taxonomy places the organism in Eukaryota, Metazoa, Arthropoda, Insecta, Diptera, Sciaridae. The record is from RefSeq and is a predicted model, not a curated record.
AUGAAAUUGUGUAUUGAAGCGUUACGAGAACAGCAUCCAGCAACGUGGAAUGAUUUCCUAAAUGCCCAAGAACGAUUCGGUCAAUCACCGCUGAUGUUAGCCACCAGGGGUUUGGCCAACGAUUGUGCUAAAUUGUUGAUAAACGACUACGGCGUUGACUUGAAUUUGGGGAACAUUUCCGGCGAAACGGCUCUGCACAUUGCUGUGCAAUUCGAAAAUGUUGAGAUUUUGAAAUUGUUGCUAACGAAAAACGCUUCGACUGAUAUCCGAAACUAUCGUAACGAGACUGCGGCCGAUCAGGCUGAGCACAGUUUGAAUGAUACGAUAAAAGGCAUCUUUCCAAAUAGAGCGAAACAUCGUCGCGACAUCUCUAAUGCCAAUGUUGACCUAUCGUUGACCAAAAAUUAG